Alligator mississippiensis (American alligator) is the source of this 5881-nucleotide messenger RNA. RefSeq names its product SMC5-SMC6 complex localization factor 2 (gene SLF2). Gene Ontology annotation, cellular component: nucleus; site of double-strand break. Bases 252 to 3587 code for a protein of 1111 amino acids. Gene Ontology annotation, biological process: DNA damage response; protein localization to site of double-strand break; positive regulation of double-strand break repair. NCBI's taxonomy places the organism in Eukaryota, Metazoa, Chordata, Crocodylia, Alligatoridae. The transcript is spliced from 20 exons. The record is from RefSeq and is a predicted model, not a curated record.
UCACUUUAGGAUGCAAUUAAGGAAUAGGAUAAGACCAAUCUAAUUGCUAAGAACGUAAUAUAUAUUGUAUAGUCCAAAUUCCACUCUAAAACCUUUCUAGUAUUUCAGAUAGUUAACUUUCUGGGCUUUCGCUGUUUGCUUAUGGGGGUUAAAGUGCAGAAACCACUGUUUCAGAUUGAACCAACAGAGGGAAUUGAAACGGGGUUGGACAAGCUGUAAAAGUGUAUCUAAUUUCGGUGAAGCCAGGCACUAUGAGAAACCAUUCUAUUACGGACUACUUCAAACCAGCUUCAAAACGAGAGAGAAGAAAUGUAAAAAAUGGAGAGGUUGGACUGUCAGUCAUACAUGCAGAACGAUUUGAAAAGGCAAUAUCUUCUCCAGAGAAAGGUAGAAGGAAAAAGAUGCCUGUCCAAACACCAACCAAGAGUCCAGUGCUAGAUGCCUUUCUGAGAGGAGCUAAGAAAGAAAAAAAGGACAAUCCAGCCACUUCAGAAAACAGUAGAUUGUACAUUACGCAGAGCACCAUAUAUCCGAAGGUUGUGGUUAGAAAACUCCUUAUAGAACAGUUGCAAGACCCUGGAGGUAUAACCAAAAAGCAAAAGGAUGUUAAGCAUGACCUGGGGAGAAGUGAGAAGUGUCCAGUUUUACCAAGAAUACCGUUGUCUUGUGGCAAUAGUAGAGAACGGAGGACUGAUUAUGUGGAUCUAGCGGAGGCCAGUUCAGGCUCCAACAAACGGGUUUUGACACCAGAAGCUGAUGCUCCGAAGGACAACGCCAGAAGUAUUGGUAACAUGAAUGGUACUUCGUGGAGUCCAAGAGCACUCCACUCCCCAGUGCUGCAGCACACCCCUAGUAAUUCUCAAUUUAGGUUAUCCUUUUACAACAGAGAAAGAGAGAAGAAGAAACAAAGAAUGGAACGAGCUAAGCAGCAUUCUGUCACCCCAGUAAAGGCACUCUCUGGAACAAGCGUAUCAAAUCAGGACAAUGGAGGUCUCUUAAGGAAGAGAUCAUACUCUGCUUCAUGGGAGACUUCUUCAGAUCAGUCUUCUGAAUCGAAACUGGUUUCAAAACCCAAAGUACCUUCUCCAAACCAAUCUGGACGAUCAUCUGAAAAAUCUGUUAACCUGUUGGAAAGCCAGUCCUUUCCAUCACUUCGCCUUAACUCAGAAAUUUCUUCUGAACCGUCCAAACACACAGAGUUUCCUGGAAAAAGAAAACGGAUCUCCAUGCAUACAGAAAUGAAAAAUGAAAAAGAUAACUCUUCUCCUGUGGAUUCACGUUCUGGAUGCAAUGCAAGUACAAAUGAUCAAAUGUCUGUUGCAGAUUCCAAAGAAAAUAAUUUGCAACUAACUGGCUCACAACUCUUUUUGGAAAAGUCUCGUCCUUUUUCUCAAGAAAAAACUGGAAUAACGAAUUCUCCCCAUCAGUUAACAAGAAUUCAUGCGGACACUGUGUAUACAAAAGAAACAAAACGCCUACCACAUUCUUCCCAGGUUCAGACGGCCAGUGUGUCACCUUUGGUAUUGGGCGCUAAGAAAGAGCGAGACCCACUGAGCCCGACAGAACCUGUCCUCUGUAAAGCUGGUAAUACACAGCAUCCCUCAAAUUCAAACAGAAGCUUUUCUAAAUCAAGAAAGAACUGUGAAAAAACCUCAGAAGAUGCUUCUAAGCUGCCGACAGUGGAAAUUUCUGAGAAGCCUGUAUCUUCAGUAAGGACUGGUAAAAAAAGUGUUGCACGUUCACUGUCUUUUAAAGGUUCAGCUAAUAACCCUAGCUCUUCACAGUUUUUAAAUGAGUUGGACACUGAAAGCCACACAGUAGAGACUUCUGUGCUGAAUGGGAAUUUAAGGAACAGUUUUGAUAGUGAAGAUGAGAGUAUUGAAUGCAAUCUGGAAAGUGAAGAAGAAGAAUUACUCUUACCACUGCAGGAAAUCCUGUCUUUGAGUUCCAAACCACAAAAUAGAACCCCAGACAGAGCUUGUCUUCAGGAUCUUUCACAGGAUACCAUGUCUCCCUCACCAAAACUUCCUCUUUUAAAGUUUCCCGUUGUUACUAAAGUGUCUUAUGUGAACAGCCUGGAGCAUCUUGUGAAGGAGAAAGAAGAAUCCAAAAGGGUGGCUGAAUUGGAGAAGCAGCUACAGAAAGACAUUCAGCAAUCAGAAGUAAGUUCUUCAGUUGAAGUAGAGGAUGAAAGCACCCAAGAAGAUGGAGAUCUUUCAGAAGAGCACAGGGCAUUUUUACAGAGAUUUUCAGUAAUAACUGAUGUGAUUCCCGAUUACCACCCUGGGGAAGAGAUAUUUCACUUCUCAAACUCUGGAAGAAUCUUCAAUCACCAUAACCUUGACUUGAGGAAUUUUGGAUUCCACUCUCAAAAUCCUAUAGAAAAACUCCUCCUUAGCUCUGAAGUAAGACAGCAGCUUUCUUUAACAACUCAGGGGUUCCUCAGUUCUGCUUACAGUUGUACUCAGUGCCCCACGCCAGUUUUAAAGUGGCUGUUUCAGAUGAUGUCAGUUCAUUCAGACUGUUAUGUUUCAACACGGGUGUUGGACAUGUUGAUGGAGAUGACAAUUAAAAAUGCUUCUAUUGGUGCUGAACAUUUUAGACCCUGGGUUCCCUCCCUGUCUGACAUAUCAGCUGUGUUGAUCAAUAUGGGAGUUCACUUUAGCACUCUCUUUCCUCUGAAACAUCUUCAGCCCAGCUUCAGUGAAGGUGAUAUUUUUAGAUCCAAAAUGCAAAUGUUAGUGAUGAAACCAGCAAGUGGAAACAUCUCUUCAGGUCCAGCUUUCUCUUGUCUGCCAGAAACCAAUCUGAUUAAUGUCAUCAAGUUUUUAGCUUUUUGUACAACUAUAUAUCAGGAUGUCUAUACAGACCAAGAAUUAUUGCUACUGCUGUUAUUGCUGUUCAAAAUAAGCCUGGAAAAACUAUUGAAGCAAAUUCCGUUAAUAGACCUUCAGUGCCUUCUGAUAAAACUGCUGAAAAGUAUAAGAGACUGGGAUGCCAAGAUGUCUGAAUUGUGCCUGGCAAUGAGUGACCUUUCUAGUCACCACCAUGACCUCCUGUGGUUGGUUCAGCUGGUCCCUAGCUGGGUAACACGUGGAAGACAAGUAAGAAGAUGCCUUAGCCUCAUAAUCAUUUCAAAAUGUCUUAACCAAAAGAAUACAAGAAUACCAGAGACCAGUGACCAGCAGCUCUCUCUCCUGUAUCAGUAUCUGGUGUACAUAAAGCCUUCUAGUAUAUUAAAGAAGAAGUUAGAAGAAAGAAUGGACCAGCAGGGUGACCUCACUGGAGAAUACCUUCAGACAGAGCUAGAUCAGCAGGCUUACUAUCUGACCUACAUUCUUCUUCACUUGGUCAGUGAAGUUUGUUGCUUUGAUGUUCUGAAUUCUAAUCAGAGGCAACACUUACUGAGGCUCUGCAGUGCCCUAGAUAAACAUGUGAAGUGUGAUAUUAGGGAAAAUGCAAGACUGUUCUACAGAACUAAGGUGAAAGACUUAGUUGCUAGGAUAUAUGGCAAGUGGCAGGAAAUGAUACAAAACUCUCGUCCUACUCAGGGGAAACUGCAUGAUUUCUGGGUGCCAGAUUCAUGAAACAUCAACCAGGUCAGGGGAAAAAGACACAAACUGAACAAGAGCUUCUUCUGUAACCAAGAAAGCCUUUGCAAGUUGAAUGAAAAUUUCAGCAUGGUUGAAACGAAAGAAAUCGACUGCUAGAAUCAAAACGUCAGCUUGGUACAGUUUGCAAUUAAAAACAUGCCUGUCCCAUUGAUUUGCAUUAUUUUGAUAGAUUACCUGUUUUUCAAACCUUGUAUAAAUGUAAUAUAAGAGAAUCUGCUUCUCCUAAUGGCUUGUCUGAAUUGGCUGCUAAUGUUUUAGUAUAUUGAAAGCCAAAAGGGAAGCUUUCUCAUUUUACUUCGCUUGCUAAAAACCAUUGACCUAUAAAAAAAACAAACAAACAAAAAAACCCUCUUUUAAUAGAUUUUAUUUAAAAGAAGAAAAGAACCAUUUGUUUUAUUGCCUGUAUACACCCCUAAGUAUUGCAGUUGCACUGCUAGAGAAGGGAGCAGCCCUUUAAACAGAACGAUAGCAUUUGGAAGCAGUAUUAAGUCUGUCCUUUUCCAUUUUUUGUGUGUGUGUUUGUACUGAAGGGGAGAAUUAGAUAGAAGUGGACUGAGAGAUUGUUUGGCCUGCAGCUCUGCUUUCUAGCCAUUCUGCGGAACAGGCCUGGCAUGGUCGUAUGAUGCCUUUUAAUGGUCUGGAAUGAACUGAUCAAGGUGGGAAUGGUGCCUGUCCGGAUGAAAGUGGUGGAGGCUGAUGUGGAGAACAGCUGUUCUGGAGGACAGGCAGAUUGAGAUGGCAAAAUAAAUGAGCUCAGCCACUGUGUAUUGCCUGUUCCAGUGUUUAAAGAGAAGCAUUACAAGAUGCAUUUCCCCUCUUCAGGUUGUAGAGAGCCUGGACAGGAGUGUGUGCGCGCAGAAGACUUAAUGGUUACAUGAAGCCAUAUUACAUAGGUAGUUUUGCUGCAACUAGAGUAAUAAUUUCUCUGCCUGAAAGGCAAAUUUAACUGCAUAAUCUGGCUUCAGCCCCUCUUUCUGUAAAUGACUAGACUCUUAAAGAUAUCAUUUUAGUUUAAAUUUGGGAAAACCAGACCUUGCCCAUCUUCUACUUCCCACCAUCAUCUUUAUCCGCCUAUGUAAAAGUAGUUGUAAAAGACAUUUUAUGCCUGCCCCUGUUCCUUAGUGCCAGGUUUUGCCCAUAUGCACAUUCUCAAAACUCCUGCUAAAAUCUGAGCUGUGUAUAUAACAAAACAAGGGCAAAACCUGUCCCCUUCUUGUGUGCUAUGAGCAAACACUCCCACUUAAGUCUUAUACUGUAUUUAAUCUGCAGACUAUAUUUAAAUUGCUAAAUUGAAGGAUUUGGUAGAAACACUACCUGAUAAUAUCUUAAUUAAGGCAAGGUGUGAUUUUUUUUUUAUUUUUUUUUUAUUUUUUUUAAGUUUAUGCAUUUUAUAUUACCCUUUGUAGGUGAGCCUCUCAUGAUAAACUUCACAUUCUGAUUUUCUUGCACAGAUGAAAGGCAAAAAUAAGGCUUAAAUUGAAAGAGAAAUCCCCACUGUAAAUAUUUAGGGAACUACAACAGAAUGUCGGGGAGUGACUUUAUUAUAAGCUUAAAAAUAUUCUUACCUGAUUUAUUCACUUUUGAACUUUGCUGUUAAAUUGUUUUUAAAUUGCUAUUUCUUGUCCUCCAUUUUGGGUGUUAAUGUGCUAAUUAUAUUGAAGUCUAGAAAGCCAAAGCAUCUAUAUACAUUUCACAGAACAGUCGGCCUGAAUCUAGUAAAACAAGAUUCAGGCUGAAGGCACCAUUCAGAAAAAUAAAUUUCUUGUCUCAUGUCAAUAGAAAUUGGGGAGUUGUGGGGGGAAACUACUUUGGAUAUUUUUGUUUGGUUUAGUAGAACUAUUUAAGGCAAAAAAAUUAUGGUAGCAAUAUAAAGCAUGCAACUUCCUCUCUUUCUCUGCAGUCUGCCUUACUGGAACAAUAUAUUAAUUCUUUCCUCCAUUUCAGUUACUGUUGUGAAUAUAUUGUAUGUAAUUUUAUUAGGGUUUGUAUUUUUCUUGCUAACAUUAUGUAAAGUUAAAAAACUAUAGGAUAUACUGUAUUCUUUACUGUAAUUAAUGUGUGUAUAUAUUUUCUUACUAUGUAAAGGUAAAGUGCAUAUCUUGUACAUUUGGGGAAAUAAUGGGGCAAAAAUAGUUUUUGAUGACUAGUCUUUUUGUAUUGCAGUUCAAAGCACAUAAACUGCCAGUUUUCUAAUUGAAUAACCACUUUGAUAUUUACUUUUUAUUUAAUGGAGCUAACGAAAAAUAAAACCAAACCUGUUCUUUUAA